Molecule: messenger RNA, 440 nt
Organism: Didymella exigua CBS 183.55
Lineage: Eukaryota; Fungi; Ascomycota; Dothideomycetes; Pleosporales; Didymellaceae
Exons: 3
Coding region: 129-308 (59 amino acids)
Source: RefSeq, a predicted model, not a curated record
CGACUGAGUUUUUGUGUGAGCGGAGCGGACAUUGCGUUCUUAAUGCCUACCUCAACAACGACCUGCCUGCCGCGUAUGCCUUGCGGUACGCAGACCUCCUUCAGGCAGGACCCGAACGCUCGUGAACGAUGGGCCUCUCUCGAUCAGCGACGUUGUCGGGCAGUGGUCCUACUUCGAGCCAUAUCACCGACGACACCAUCCAAAUUUUUGAUCAAGUGUCCAACGGCAAGGGCUUGCAGCACCGCAGUUGUAGCGGCACCAACACACGUUUGCCGAUACCUACGCGCUGUUGCCUGCCAUCCUCAUAAGAAUUCUUGACAAAUUAUACGCAUGUAGAAGCUAAGAUUAUUAGCAUUCUGCGUGAAUUUUUAAUAUCUGUAUUAAGAAAUUGAGUGUGUAGUGUUGGUGAAGUAUCGGUACUCAACUGACCAUCUGGGAAC